AUGCUCUCGGGCUCCAUCCCGCCGGAGCUCGGCAACUGCGCCAACCUCACCAACAUCUACCUCUACGAGAACUCGCUCUCCGGCCCGCUGCCGCCGUCGCUGGGCGCGCUGCCGCAGCUGCAGAAGCUGCUGCUGUGGCAGAACUCGCUCACCGGCCCCAUCCCGGACUCGUUCGGCAACCUCACCUCUCUCGUCUCGCUCGACCUCUCCAUCAACGCCAUCUCCGGCGCGAUCCCGGCGUCGCUCGGGCGCCUUCCGGCGCUGCAGGACCUCAUGCUCAGCGACAACAACAUCACCGGCACCAUCCCGCCGGGGCUGGCGAACGCGACGGCGCUCGUGCAGCUGCAGCUCGACACCAACGAGAUCUCGGGCCUCAUCCCGCCGGAGCUCGGCCGCCUAGCCGGCCUGCAGGUGAUGUUCGCGUGGCAGAACCAGCUCGAGGGCGCCAUCCCGGCGACGCUCGCCUCGCUCUCCAACCUCCAGGCGCUCGACCUCUCGCACAACCACCUCACCGGCGUAAUCCCCCCCGGCCUCUUCCUGCUGCGCAACCUCACCAAGCUGCUCCUCCUCUCCAACGACCUCUCCGGCCCGCUCCCGCCGGAGAUCGGCAAGGCGGCGAGCCUCGUGCGGCUGCGGCUCGGUGGCAACCGUCUCGCCGGCUCGAUCCCGGCGGCGGUCGCCGGGAUGAAGAGCAUCAACUUCCUCGACCUCGGCAGCAACCGGCUUGCUGGCCCGGUCCCCGCCGAGCUCGGCAACUGCUCGCAGCUCCAGAUGCUCGACCUCAGCAACAACACCCUCACCGGCGUGCUGCCGGAGUCGCUCGCCGGCGUCCACGGCCUGCAGGAGAUCGACGUCUCGCACAACCAGAUCACCGGCGGCGUCCCCGACGCGUUCGGGAGGCUGGAGUCGCUGAGCCGCCUCGUGCUCAGCGGCAACUCACUGUCUGGCCCGAUACCGGCGGCGCUCGGCAAGUGCCGCAACCUCGAGCUCCUCGACCUCAGUGACAACGCGCUUUCCGGCGGCAUCCCCGACGAGCUCUGCGCCAUCGACGGCCUCGACAUCGCUCUCAACCUCAGCCACAACGGCCUCACCGGGCCCAUCCCGGCGAAGAUAUCGGCGCUGAGCAAGCUCUCGGUGCUCGACCUGUCGUACAACGCGCUCGACGGCGGCCUCGCGCCGCUCGCGGGGCUCGACAACCUCGUCACGCUCAACGUGUCCAACAACAACUUCACCGGGUACCUCCCCGACACGAAGCUGUUCCGGCAGCUCUCGACGUCGUGCCUCGCAGGCAACUCGGGGCUCUGCACCAAGGGCGGCGAUGUCUGCUUCGUCAGCAUCGACGCCAACGGGCGGCCGGUGAUGAACGCCGACGAGGAGGUGCAGCGCAUGCACCGGCUCAAGCUCGCCAUCGCGCUGCUGGUGACGGCGACGGUGGCGAUGGUGCUCGGCAUGAUCGGCAUCCUUCGGGCGCGCGGGAUGACCAUCGGCGGGAAAGGCCGCGGCGGCGGCCACGGCGGCGGGAGCAGUGACUCAGAGUCCGGCAGCGACCUGGCGUGGCCGUGGCAGUUCACGCCGUUCCAGAAGCUGAGCUUCAACGUCGAGCAGGUGGUGCGCAACCUCGUCGACGCCAACAUCAUCGGCAAGGGCUGCUCCGGCGUGGUGUACCGCGUCGGCCUCGACACCGGCGAGGUGAUCGCCGUCAAGAAGCUGUGGCCGAGCACCCGCACAGCCGACGCCAAGGACGACGCCGUCUGCGGCGUCCGCGUCCGCGACUCCUUCUCCGCCGAGGUGCGGACGCUGGGAUCCAUCCGGCACAAGAACAUCGUCCGCUUCCUCGGCUGCUGCUGGAACAAGACGACGCGGCUGCUCAUGUACGACUACAUGGCGAACGGAAGCCUCGGCGCGGUGCUCCACGAGCGCCAUGGCCGCGGCGGCGGCGGUGCGCAGCUGGAGUGGGACGUCCGGUACCGGAUCGUACUCGGGGCGGCGCAGGGGCUUGCCUACCUCCACCACGACUGCGUGCCGCCGAUCGUGCACCGCGACAUCAAGGCCAACAACAUCCUCAUCGGCCUCGACUUCGAGGCCUACAUCGCCGACUUCGGCCUCGCCAAGCUCGUCGACGACGGCGACUUCGGCCGCUCCUCCAACACCGUCGCCGGAUCCUACGGCUACAUCGCCCCCGAGUACGGGUACAUGAUGAAGAUAACGGAGAAGAGCGACGUGUACAGCUACGGGGUGGUGGUGCUGGAGGUGCUCACCGGGAAGCAGCCGAUCGACCCGACGAUCCCCGACGGCCAGCACGUGGUGGACUGGGUGCGGCGGCGGAAGGGCGGCGCCGACGUGCUGGACCCGGCGCUGCAGGGGCGGUCGGACACGGAGGUGGAGGAGAUGCUGCAGGUGAUGGGCGUCGCCCUGCUCUGCGUCAGCCCCACGCCCGACGACCGGCCGACGAUGAAGGACGUCGCCGCCAUGCUCAAGGAGAUCCGCCUCGAGCGCGAGGAGUACGCCAACGUCGACGUCCUCCUCAAGGCCGGCGCCUCGCCGCCACGCGCCGCCGCCACGUCGACGUCGAGCACGCCGCCGUGCCGGCAGUCGGGCGGCCCGAGCAACAGCAACAGCAACAGCUGCAGCAGCAGCAGCUUCUCCGGCAUGAUCUACCCAUCAUCCAAGGCCAAGUCGCCAUUCGAUUGA
Oryza brachyantha (malo sina) is the source of this 2691-nucleotide messenger RNA. RefSeq names its product LRR receptor-like serine/threonine-protein kinase RGI1. Gene Ontology annotation, cellular component: plasma membrane. The transcript has 2 exons. Gene Ontology annotation, biological process: protein phosphorylation. The coding region runs from base 1 to 2691 and encodes 896 amino acids. Lineage: Eukaryota; Viridiplantae; Streptophyta; Magnoliopsida; Poales; Poaceae. Gene Ontology annotation, molecular function: protein binding; ATP binding; protein kinase activity. The record is from RefSeq and is a predicted model, not a curated record.